GGGGCUCAGCGCCCGGAGGCCAGGCUCCCAGUAAACGGAGAUGCUGCUGCUGUGGGUGUCGGUGGUUGCAGCCUCGGCGCUGGCAGCACCAGCUCCCGGGGCCGGUGGGCAGAGGCGGGGAGCAGUUCAGGCUUGGCCGGAUGCUCCCAACGUGGUGCUAGUCGUCAGCGACUCCUUCGAUGGAAGGCUAACAUUUUAUCCAGGAAGUCAGGUAGUGAAACUUCCUUUUAUCAACUUCAUGAAAGCACAUGGCACUUCCUUUCUAAAUGCCUACACAAACUCUCCAAUCUGCUGUCCAUCACGUGCAGCAAUGUGGAGUGGGCUCUUCACUCACUUAACAGAAUCUUGGAAUAACUUUAAGGGCUUAGAUCCAAAUUAUACAACAUGGAUGGAUGUCAUGGAGAAGCAUGGCUACCAAACACAAAAAUUUGGAAAACUGGACUAUACUUCAGGACAUCACUCCAUCAGCAAUCGUGUGGAAGCCUGGACAAGAGAUGUUGCUUUCCUACUCAGACAGGAAGGCAGGCCUAUGGUUAAUCUUGCCCCUAAAAAGACUAAAGUAAGAGUGAUGGAAGCGGACUGGAAGAACACAGACAGAGCAGUAAACUGGUUAAGAAAGGAGGCAAGUAAUUCCACUCAACCAUUUGUUCUGUACUUGGGAUUAAAUUUACCACACCCGUAUCCUUCACCAUCUUCAGGAGAAAACUUUGGAUCUUCAACUUUUCACACAUCUCUUUAUUGGCUCAAAAAGGUGUCGUAUGAUGCCAUCAAAAUCCCAAAGUGGCCACCUCUGUCAGAAACGCACCCUGUAGAUUACUACUCUUCUUAUACCAAAAACUGCACCGGGACAUUUACAGACACGGAAAUUAAGAAUAUUAGAGCAUUCUAUUAUGCUAUGUGUGCUGAGACAGACGCUAUGCUCGGUGAAAUUAUUUUGGCUCUUCGCCAGUUAGGUCUUCUUCAGAAGACUAUCGUCAUAUACACCUCAGACCACGGGGAGUUGGCCAUGGAACACCGACAGUUUUAUAAGAUGAGUAUGUACGAAGCUAGCUCCCAUGUCCCACUCUUGAUCAUGGGGCCGGGAAUUCAGGUCAACCUGCAAGUAUCAAGUGUGGUUUCUCUUGUGGAUAUUUACCCUACUAUGCUUGAUAUUGCUGGAAUUCCUCUGCCUCAGAACCUGAGCGGAUACUCUCUGCUGCCAUCAGCAUCAGAAAUGUUUAAGAAUGAACAAAAAUUCAAAAACCUACAUCCACCCUGGAUUCUGAGUGAAUUCCAUGGAUGCAAUGUAAAUGCUUNGUUAUUCAAUUUUUUUUUUCUUUCAGAUCUUUCCUCAGAUCCAGAUGAAUUAACAAAUAUUGCUGCAAAAUUUCCAGAAGUUACUUCUUCUUUGGAUCAGAAGCUUCGUUCCAUUAUUAACUACCCUAAGGUUUCAGCUUCUGUCCACCAAUACAAUAAAGAGCAGUUUAUCAAGUGGAAACAAAGUAUAGGGCAAAACUAUUCAAAUGUCAUAGCAAACCUUAGGUGGCAUCAGGACUGGCUGAAAGAACCAAAGAAGUAUGAAAAUGCCAUUGAUCAGUGGCUUAAGUCCCACUCUGAUCCAAGAACAAUUUGAACAACAAAAAAGAAAAGAGUGUUUAAGAGUUAUAUAGAAAUAUGUACAAAAUCAUGAUUCAUUAUACAUUUUAAAUGUUACUUUUAAUAAUUACUGAUUUUAAAUUAAAGAAUGUACUCUUUUAAGAUACCAAUCAUUAUAGAAUAAUAUAUUUUCAAAAUGAUUACUAUCAAGACCUUACUCUUACCAACUUCUAACAACUUAAAGGGAGUAUUAAAAGGAUGGAAACAAAUACUAGAACAUAAAGUUGUGUUCCUCUGAAUAUUAUGGAAUAUAGAAUAUUUUAACCAUUACUAAAAUUAUUACUUAUGAACCAUAAAAUAGUUAGUUUUGAGUAUUUGAUGGUGUAUGAUGAGUUAUUUUUAUCUGAUUGGACAUAGAUCAUUUGAAUGUAUUUGAUGGGAGAAUUUGGAGUAUUUUAUGGGACACAGACCAUGGAUAUGGCUGAUUUUAUUCAAAUUUUUUUAAUAGGCAAAAUAUAUGCACAAGGUAUAAAUUUCAAAAAGGUACUAAAGGGUUAGCAAUGAGUGUGAAGUCUCUUUUCUUUUCCAAUCCCUCAACCAUCCAGUUCUCCUUUUUGGAGAUAGCUACUGUAACCGCCUUCCUGUGCAUCCUUUGAGAGACAGCACUGCCCCACCCCCAACAAAUGGUAGCAUACCAUGCAAAAUACCUUGCUCUCUUUUUCUCCACUUUAACAAAGACAUCUAGAAGUGACAUUGCUGGGGCAAGACUAUAUCUAGCAAAAUUACUCUAGACACUCCUAUAUUAACCCUACAAAAGUUAUACCAAUUUAUAUUCUCACUAGAAAUAUGUGUCCUCACAUUUAUUGCCAGUUGGUCAGAUAUAAAAUAUCUUAUUGUUAUUUUCCUUAUUAUGUGUAAGGAAGAUCAUAUUUUCAUAUUUUUAAUGGCCAUUGGAAUUUUCUUUACCAUGACCUUUUCCUUUUAUAUACUUUGCCUAUUUUCUGUUGGUUAUUUGUCUUUGUUAUUACAGGCAUACUUUAGAUAUUAGCUCUCUGUCUGUUAGAGAAGCUGCAAAUAUUUUUUUCCUUUUCAUAAUUUGUAUUUUGACUAGUGCCCUAGUGUUUGUUGACAUGUAGAAAUUGGUUUUUCAUGCAGUCUGAUUUAUGAAUCUUUGCUUUUGUGGCUUUGGGAUUUUGUGUCAUAUUUAGAAUGGCUUUUCCUACCUAUCUUCAUUUAGUUUUAUUUUUCCCUCUUAGAUUUUUAACCCAUGGAAUGUAUUACAUAUUAGAGAUCUAACUUUACCUUUUUUUUUUUUAAGAUGGCCACCCAAUUGACCUCUUAUUGAGAAAAGUAAUAUUCAUUCCAUCGGUUAGAAAAUGCCACUUUGCUAUAUAACAACUUUAAUUGAAUAAAUGAUCUUUUCCUCUA
This is a messenger RNA of Odocoileus virginianus texanus, 3003 nucleotides long. Lineage: Eukaryota; Metazoa; Chordata; Mammalia; Artiodactyla; Cervidae. The record is from RefSeq and is a predicted model, not a curated record.